Penicillium alfredii is the source of this 1158-nucleotide messenger RNA. RefSeq lists its product as uncharacterized. Gene Ontology annotation, biological process: proteolysis. The record is from RefSeq and is a predicted model, not a curated record. The coding region runs from base 1 to 1158 and encodes 385 amino acids. Gene Ontology annotation, molecular function: serine-type endopeptidase activity. The transcript is spliced from 3 exons. NCBI's taxonomy places the organism in Eukaryota, Fungi, Ascomycota, Eurotiomycetes, Eurotiales, Aspergillaceae.
AUGAAAUAUCAAAAGUGGUUGCUGGCGAUUAUCGGGUUAACCGCGUCAACUAUCCAUGCUCUACCCUCAACUAGGCGUGGGUCGUAUCCCGACCCAAACGCCCCGCAACAUCUUGAAAAAUACGACUUCGACGACUUCGAAGAUGUUGACUCGGCCGACCUCGUGAAACGCGAUCUCACGACGCAGUAUAAUGCAGAGCUCCCCCAAGGCAGUAUCUCACGACCGCGGACAGCACCCCCGUUCCACGCACCUUACACUUAUGUAUUUGACGAGUCUGCCGGCGAUGGCACUUUUGUCUACGUGAUUGACACGGGGUUUAGCACUAUCACUCCGGCAUAUCAGAAAUUGGUACACGAGCCACAAUGGAUAAUACCUACCUUUACGCCCAACAACUGGGACAAUUUGAAGAAUGACCCUACUGACCAUGGGACCUGUGUUGGUUCUUUGGUUGCCGCCUACUCAUAUGGGAUUGCCAAGAGAACAACGCUGGUUAUUGUGAAAGUGAGCGACAAAUUAGAUCAAAAGGGUGAUAUUCGCAAUUUCCUUGAGGGCUUAGACCUCACCAUCGAGGAUAUCCAAAGAAAACUCCAACGAGAUCCCAAGCUCAAGGGGAAGAUCUUUAUCAACCUGUCCAGGGGGCGUUUCCGAGCCGCCAUGCAUCGUCUCAACGCCAUGACCAUGAUCUUCGCCGCGGCAGGGAAUGCUGUUUCUCGUGCCCCUGAGCCCCAAAAUCGCCAGCUUCAAAGCUAUCCGCAGCUUUGGCACAACGAGCUCCCGAAUAUGAUGAUCGUGGGCAUGGCCACUCCUGCGGGCCAUCGAAGCGCCGGGUCCUACUUCCCCCUCCAAGAGGUCUAUGGGCCAUUUCCGAUGGCAUCUGGUAAAACGACCUGGGGAACUUCCUUGGCCGCCCCGCAAGCUGCAGGGCUGGCGGCUUACAUCGCGGGAUUGCCCGAAAAGCCCAAGGGGUUUCCAGACCCUCUGGAAGACUUUGAUGGCUACGUGGAUGCGAUGAAAACCCAACUGCGAUUGGACUCGUGGAUACGGCCGGAGUCCAAGAAGGGUAACCCCAAGCCGGAAGCAGUGCCUCUGAUUUCCAAUCAGCUCCAGAAUCAUUGUAAAGGUCGCGCCCUAGACCUCUGCAGAUGCGCCAUUAUAUGA